This is a messenger RNA of Plenodomus lingam JN3, 1755 nucleotides long. RefSeq lists its product as uncharacterized. Gene Ontology annotation, biological process: rRNA methylation. Gene Ontology annotation, cellular component: mitochondrion. NCBI's taxonomy places the organism in Eukaryota, Fungi, Ascomycota, Dothideomycetes, Pleosporales, Leptosphaeriaceae. Gene Ontology annotation, molecular function: rRNA (guanine) methyltransferase activity. The record is from RefSeq and is a predicted model, not a curated record.
AUGGUCUACGCCCUCGUGUCGCGUAGCAGUCUACGAACCACACUGACUCGCACCACUCUCCUCCCCCGCGCCUUCACCCGCCAGAAAUCCAUAACUCAAUCUAUUGAAGCUGGUAAACGCCGCGCCUCACCCUCAAACUGGUCUCCCGCAUCUUCUCCGUCUAGACACUUCACUCGCGACGGGGAAGGAGAUUCCUCGUCAGGGUGGGAUCGGAAGGAGAGACGUCAUGGGGACUUAGAUUCAGCACCGCCGUAUCGGCGUCAAGGGAUGGGAAGGGGAUAUAGCGAUGGGGAUGGCCAAAGUGCGAGCUUCAGACGAGGCAUUGAGCAGGAUCACAAUGAUAGGGAUUCUUUCGGGCAAUCGAAGAGUGCGAGUAGGAGGUCUGGCCGGUUGGGGCCACCAAGGGCCAGAGAUGAUCGAUUGCCUAGUCGGCGGAAGCAUGGAGAUUGGGAUGAGGUGGAUCCUAGACGAAAAGGAGAAGCGCGGUCGGAGAGGAUUGUAAAACCGGGUGCAAGUGAAGAGCAGACAAAGAGCAGUUUGGCCCGAAUGGGCGAACUUUGGCGUUACAAAGAUAUACUGAACAAGCAUGCAAAUACACGCUAUCCCCGCUGGAACUUGGAUGGUAAACACUAUCUCCGAAAGGACGACCAAGGCAGUGCACCGGAUGGGGAGCGGGAGCCACAUAGGGCAAAGAGCACUGAGAGUGGUCCUGAUCGCAGGGUCAACGGUCACAAAAGUGAAGCUCCACGAUCAUUUCAGAGCGGGCCCGAAUCGCUUCCAUACACGACGGCCGCCUCGGAAUUUAUAUACGGGCAUUCGAGCGUAAUCGCUGCCAUCAAGGCCAAUCGACGUAAACUCUACAAGCUGUACAUUCACUCGCAAAGAGGCAAGAGAGAUGGCCUCAUGACCAAGAUUCGAGCCCAUAAGCUUUUUGCUAUCACGAGCGAGGUUGGUGAUGAGUACCUGCAAGCGAUGGACAAGGCAAGUUCGGGUCGACCGCACAAUGGUGUUGUGCUGGAGUCGUCCCCGCUGCCUGUGCCUCCCAUUGUCGCGCUUAAAAGUCCUUCGAUGGAGGAUCAAAACUUUGGUGUUGCACUGGAUGCACAGACUGCCGAGGAUACACUUGUCAAUGGCAGGAACGAACUGUAUUCAUAUAAAUCGGGAGGGUGGAGACACCCGCUCAUACUAUAUAUAGAUGGAGUGCUUGACGAAGGCAACCUGGGAGCCAUGGCCCGUUCCGCCUAUUUCCUCGGCGUCGACGCCAUCGUCACCUCUACUCACCACAUUGCACCAUGGAGCCACAUUGCGCUCAAAGCCUCAGCCGGUGCCGCAGAAGCGAUCCCCAUCUUCAAAGUCGGAAAACCUGCAGAUUUCCUCGCCAAAAGCUCCGAAGCGGGCUGGAAAAUUUACAGCAGUAACACGGCCCCGCCAGCACCUCCAUCGAAUCAAUCUCCAGAGACAGAGAUCAGCAAGGUCGUCUACACCUUACCGCAGAGUAGUAAAAGACUCGACGUCGACCAUUGUCCGGUCGUAGAACACCCCACGAUCUUAAUGAUGGGCGCAGAGAGCUCCGGCUUGCAAAAGAGUCUGUUGAGGCUAGCACAUUACAACGUUGGGAUUCCCCACGGCCGUGAUGUCAACGAGGUGGGUGUUGACAGUCUGAAUGUUAGUGUGGCGGCAUCGCUGUUGUGUUAUGAGAUGCUGCAGAGACCGAGGACGCAACCGGAUCUCAAGUCCGAAGAUCUUCUCUUUUAG